CACAGAGUGGGGAAGCAGCUGAUAGGAGAGAACAGAAAGACCGGACUCAACACCUCAGACGGCGAGUGUACUUCCAUUGGUUCUUAGAAGAUUUCAGACGGAAGGAAAGUUCACUUCAUCUUAAAACCGCUGAAGGUUGACUGCUUAGAAUAGUCCGAGCGAUCAGACACAGACAAGAUGUCGGAAAGAAAAGUUUUAAACAAAUAUUACCCUCCGGAUUUUGAUCCAUCAGCCAUUCCUAAGAUGAGGUUUUCAAAGAAUCGGACAUUUAAUAUCCGUAUAAUGGCACCCUUCAAUAUGAGGUGUAAUACUUGUGGUGGUUAUAUCUAUAAAGGAAAGAAGUUCAACUCAAGGAAAGAAAAUGUGGAUGAAGAGUUCUACUUAGGCCUGCGAAUCUUCAGGUUCUACAUCAAAUGUCCAACCUGUGUGGCAGAAAUAGCGUUUAAGACUGACCUAAAAAAUACAGACUACACACUUGAAGCAGGAGCUACACGACUGUUUGAGGCUGAGAAACUUGCUAAAGAAAUGGCAGAGCGAGAAAUCAAGGAAAAGGAGGAGGAAGAACUGAACAACCCAAUGAAGAUUCUGGAGAACAGAACAAAAGCAUCAAGAAAUGAGAUUGAAACCAUUGAUAUCCUGGAGGAACUGCGUGAACUAAGUGCACGUCAGGCAACUGUCAAUACAGAGACCAUGCUACAACAGCAUCAGGAGUAUGAACAGCAGUUACAGAAACUUCAGGAAGAGGAGGAGGAAAAGGAAAUCAGGUCCAUAUUUGGUGAGAGGGAAAAUGGAAAAAUCUUGAAGAGGUUAAAGGAUGAUUCAGAUGAGGAUGAGGACGAACCAAAGACAAAGAAAGUAGUGUUUCCACCUAAGCCUACAGAUUUACUGUCUUCAGAGAAGUCCAGCACUAGUGCAAAGAAGCCAACAGCAAGCUGGCAGAAAAGUGUUGGUGGUUUAUCUAGUAAGAAUGGACUCAAAAAUCUUGUGAAGAAAAAACAGCCAAAACCAUCUGCUGAUGUGAAAGUAGCCUCUAGUCCUUCAGGUGUUGGAAACCCUACUAGAGACACAAAUUCUGUUGCUCCCUCCACUACAGAUAUAACACCGACAGUCUCCAGUGAGGACAGGAACAAAAAACACAACACAGACAUUCCUACUAAAGAUCUACUGCCUGUCACUGCUAGUAGAACCAAUCAAACACAGUUAUCCUCCAGGGACAGUGACUCUAAUCAACCAUCCUCAUCAUCUGUUUCUGACUCCUCUAAAUCAUCAGCUGUUUCAGUGACACCAGUUGUAUCCGCGCCCCACGGACUGCUUGGGCUAGGUUACUCUGACAGUGAUGAAUCCGAUGAUUAACAUAAAGUAUAAAUAUAAUGUAACUACACCAUCAAUUUUGUAAUCUAUUUGUUGAAUACUGUAAACCAGAUUUCUGUCACGCGAUGUUUGUUUUCGUAAAUUUCUUAAAAUAAAUUUAUGAAAGGUAGUAAAUAACAACAAAAACAGCACAUUACUAUCAUUAUUGUACACACAUAUGUACCUAAGUGAUUAAAUAGUUAAGGAGUCGGUUCCUGGAAAGUGAAUUACUGUUAAUUUCUUAUGAUAUGGAACUUUUAAAAGUUACAAGUCCUGAAAGAAAAUUAGAUGAAAGAACUCCAUCUCAUGGAUAGCUUUUUAAUUCAGAAAAACUUUGGGUUUGAUAGACUACGUUAAGACACACCAGCCUAGUCGCUUUAAAGACAGAAUUAUAUUACUUUUUGCCGAGUCCUCCAUCAGUCUCUAUUAGUGAAGGUUAGAAAGAGAUAGCCAGUGUGUUAUUGUAGAUUAAUGUUGACAAGGAUUCUAAUGUUGAAUCAAAUCUGCAUUUAUAUUUUCAAGUCACUAUUUUAUUGUUUUUGUUAUAUUUACUGUAUAAUCAUAUAUUUUUGAUGAGCUCAAAUAUCCUGGUUUUACAAAAUUUAACGUUUUUGUUGGCACUUAAUUUGAUGAUGCUCUAAAAAGCUAUGAUUCAUGUCAACAUUGAACUUUUCACCAUUUUGUGGAACUGUAAAGUUGUGGAUUAAUAGUAAUUACAAAUUUGAUUAAAAUAAAGCAAAAAUUAAUCUGGUCUGCUUAGUUAUAUUAUAGUUGUAAUAGUAAAGAAAAAUGCUUCCAUAGUUUUAUCUUCUUCCUACCAUGCUUAUAUGUGUCUUGAAUAAAGACGGCUUAUUCAGAUCUUUCAUUAGUUUCACUCUUAUUGUCUGUAAUUUAUAUUAUAAAAAUGAAAAGUUAAAAUGUCACAUUUUACAGACUGCAUACUGACUUCUUUAUUUUAUAUGGCUAACCUGUGUACAACUGUAUGUAACCCAUAAAUUCUGAUAUACAUCAGACUAAAAUUUCUAACACUCAACAGAAAAUGAACAAGGUAUGUGUACAUAUUUUGAUGGUAAUGUUCUCCAUUGUGUGGUGUUAACAUGUUUAUUUGUACAUGUUAUUGCUGUUCAAACCUGGAAAGAAACAUAAUUUAUAUUGAAGAUCAGUUGUAUUUGUAAAUUGUUGCACAAGAUUAACAUUAUGUAAUGAAUAAAAGAG
Ylistrum balloti is the source of this 2565-nucleotide messenger RNA. RefSeq names its product splicing factor YJU2-like. The record is from RefSeq and is a predicted model, not a curated record. The transcript has 7 exons. Lineage: Eukaryota; Metazoa; Mollusca; Bivalvia; Pectinida; Pectinidae. Gene Ontology annotation, cellular component: U2-type catalytic step 1 spliceosome. Gene Ontology annotation, biological process: mRNA splicing, via spliceosome. Bases 178 to 1353 code for a protein of 391 amino acids.